This is a messenger RNA of Eurytemora carolleeae, 536 nucleotides long. RefSeq lists its product as uncharacterized. The transcript is spliced from 4 exons. The record is from RefSeq and is a predicted model, not a curated record. Bases 104 to 448 code for a protein of 114 amino acids. Lineage: Eukaryota; Metazoa; Arthropoda; Copepoda; Calanoida; Temoridae.
CAGGCAGUGAAUUCUUGGUUUUUAAUGUAUAUAAGCAGGUUCAUAGCAAGCCUAUUAUUUAGUAUAGUUCGGCCUGUAGAUCCAAGCAUAGUGGUUGACAGGUAUGAAGAUAUCCGGAUUUCUCGUUGUGACCCUGCUCUGUCUGUUUGUGGCGGUCAACUCCAGUACGAGGGACUCCUCUCCUCUCCUCUUCAGAGUUCAAAGGUCACCUCAGGGAAAUGGCAACAAUUCUAACACACGAUUCUUCACAAACAACCCCGCCUUGAACAGUGCUGGGGCUGGUGCUCUGGUCGGCGGGCUAGCAUCCUUCUUCCAGAACCAAAUCUUUAAUCCCUGCAGGAACAGAAACCAAAACAGAAUCGUGGACGGAAACUUUAUAGCUGGAGCUGCAGCAGGAUACGGAGUCUCACAGUUGGCCUCAACAUUCCUCGGGGGCUGCGGGAAAUAACCCCUCAUUUGUCGGAAACAAAAAUUUAAAUAAAAAUUAAAAAGAAUAUUUACAAUCUUUUAAUCUAAUAAACUUUGAUUGCUCUGUC